AAAAAUGAAUUUUUUAUGAAAUUAAAUAAGUGUCACGUCAGCAUUCCGUUUGGUCAACAGACGGAACCUAACGGAAGGGCGUUAAUCGCACGUUUUAGAAACGUCAGGGACCUUGACCGCACGUUUUAUACACGGGGGGUGCAGAUCGCACAUUUAUGAAACAUCAGGGGCCCAAACUGGAAUUAAGCCAAGCUUGAAAUAGGUCCUCUGAACAUCUUGAAGCUUUAAGUGGCCUUCAGCACGUUCUAAGAUUACAAUGUCUACUACAUGCCUUAUCACUUAACAUAUUCUCAUAAUUGUGAGUUAGCACUUGAGUGACGUUAUCUUUUAACAACCAUAGAACAUCAUGCUUUGUUUCUUGGUGAUUUCCAUCUUCCAACAAGUAGAUGAAAAAAUUGUUUUAGAAUUUGAUCCCUGAGCUUUGACUUUCCAAAAACACGUUGACCAACCAAUAAGAUUCUUCAUAUCAAAUAUGAGUGACAAUGCAAGUCAACUCGCUUCGAUUCAGAGUCGAGUUGGCCUGCUAAAGAAUGUGAGUUGGGAAAGCCAACUAACACCACCUCAUGGCGGGUUGGCUUGUAAAUAAAAAUACCAAUAAAAAAUAAUGUGAUGUAUCAUGUAUAAACAUUAAAAACAAAAUUGGUUUCAUUCAUGAUGGGCUAAAACAGCGAGCCCAAGAACUCAUCCAAACAUGUAGAAAACAGCACUGGGCAGUGAGCAGACAAGCUGGGGCUUUUGGGGUUGUCGGCGUUGACUCCAACGGAUUUUCAGAACAUUUCCGAAAUGGAGAAGGAAGAAGGUCCCGUGUUCUGGUUCGAGACCUCUGGCUCUGUUUGUCACCGACACCACUUUCAAUCCAAUGGUCAACUUUCCGUAAUGCUCGUUGAUGAUUCCAGGCCAUUAUACCAAAAGGUGGCUGGGUCUUUCAUGAAUAAAUUUUUUCCAUCAGGAUAUCCAUACAGUGUAAAUGAAGGCUAUCUCAGAUACACUCAGUUUCGAUCUGUUCAACAUGUUACCAGUGCAGCACUAUCAGUUCUAUCAACUCAGUCAUUGCUAUUUGCUGCAGGGUUGCGGCCCACUCCUGCACAAGCAACUGCUGUUAGCUGGAUUUUAAAGGAUGGAAUGCAACAUGUAGGGAAGCUAAUAUGUAGCAAUUGGGGUGCAAGAAUGGAUUCUGAACCUAAACGUUGGAGACUAAUAGCUGAUGUGCUCUAUGAUUUAGGCACGGGCUUGGAAGUGCUUUCUCCAUUAUGUCCACAUCUUUUUCUUCAAAUGGCAGGCCUAGGAAAUUUUGCAAAGGGGAUGGCAGUUGUUGCAGCAAGGGCAACAAGAUUGCCUAUAUAUUCUUCAUUUGCUAAAGAAGGAAAUCUCAGUGACCUGUUUGCGAAGGGGGAGGCUUUUUCAACACUCUGUAACGUUAUUGGGAUUGGAGUUGGAAUUCAGCUAGCAUCUACUAUCUGUGCAUCAGUGCAGGGAAAGAUGGUUGUAGGUCCUCUCCUUUCAAUUUUACAUAUAUACAGUGUGUCUGAAGAAAUGAGAGCAACACCUAUCAAUACCUUGAAUCCACGAAGAACUGCAAUGAUCGUGACAGAUUUUCUCAAGGCAGGAGUUGUCUCAAGCCCUGCUGAUCUAAGAUAUAGAGAGGAUCUGCUGUUUCGUGUCCGACUCACAGAAGAUGCUGGAAAUGUAAGAGUGGGGAGGGCUUUGCAUGAGGUUAUUAAGCCUUCCAGGCUUCUUGAAUUAGAACAGGUACUUCCAGGGGAGAAGUUUCUCUUAAAUCGUGGGGGUAAAUGCGUCGACAUGGUGUUGGAACAAGAUGCUAGUGGUGAAGAUGCAUUGAGAGGGUGGCUAGUUGCUGCAUAUGCUGCACAAAUUGAGAAUUCCUCUCAUGAGCUCAGUGCUAGUGUCCUGCAUGAGGCUUACAAGAAAAUGACCGGUGUGUUUCCUGUAUUUUUAAAAGAAUUACAGAGCAAAGGGUGGCACACUGAUCGUUUUCUGGAUGGAACUGGGAGCCGCUUUGCAUUCUAGGGUUCAUAGAAAUCCUGUAUUGGUUUGAAAUAUUUUUUCUCCCACUAUAUGAGAGAAGUUUUGAUGUAGUGUGGGUGUAGUGAAUUCAAUUGUUCAUAUUUCUUGAACUUAACUGUAUAUCUUAACUAUUUUUUUAGGAAUCCUAUUUGGUGGGCUAUGAUAUGGCACUGGUGAAAA
This is a messenger RNA of Lotus japonicus, 2205 nucleotides long. Its product is annotated as protein root UVB sensitive 2, chloroplastic-like. Gene Ontology annotation, biological process: response to UV-B; auxin polar transport. Gene Ontology annotation, cellular component: chloroplast envelope. The transcript is spliced from 9 exons. NCBI's taxonomy places the organism in Eukaryota, Viridiplantae, Streptophyta, Magnoliopsida, Fabales, Fabaceae. The record is from RefSeq and is a predicted model, not a curated record. Bases 784 to 2028 code for a protein of 414 amino acids.